AUGGCACAACAAGAACUACCACAGCAGAAUCAAAGAUUUAAUAAUUUAGACAAUUGUACUGAUUCAUUACGUCAAUCAAUCAAAAUAUUACAACAAUCAAAUAAACUAUUAGAUGAAACAUUACAAGAUAGUACUAGAUUAAUUAAAAUAUUAUCCACCAAUAAAGUAUUUGAUUUAAUUCCUGAAUUAGAUUUAAAUGAUGCUAAAUCAAAUUUUACAAGAAAUAUUACACCUCAAUUAAAUCAACAAUUAAAUAAAUUAGAAGAUGAAUUAAUUAGAUUACAAACUAAUAAAACUACUUUAACUAAUAAAUUAAAAUUAAUUAAUGUUCGAUUGAAAAAUUAUCAAAGAAAAAGUAAUGGAAAUGAUCAUGAUGGUGAUGAUGAUGAUGAAGAAGGAGGAGGAGGAAGAGUAAGGGGAAGGAAGAAUUUUAAUAGUAGUGGAUUAAGUGAUGUGGAUAUUGAUAAUUUAUUAAUCAAUAGACAUAAAAAUGGUUAUGAUGCUAAUAAACUUCAUCAAUUACGAUUUUUAAGAGAUAAAAAAACUCGAUUACAAUAUUCUUUAAAUCGAUUAAGUUAA
Messenger RNA from Candida dubliniensis CD36, 579 nucleotides. It is a transcript of the gene SPC19, whose product is annotated as Spc19p. Lineage: Eukaryota; Fungi; Ascomycota; Pichiomycetes; Serinales; Debaryomycetaceae. Bases 1 to 579 code for a protein of 192 amino acids. Gene Ontology annotation, cellular component: DASH complex; spindle microtubule. Gene Ontology annotation, biological process: attachment of spindle microtubules to kinetochore. The transcript has a single exon. The record is from RefSeq and is a predicted model, not a curated record.